CUGCAGUCAGAGAGGAGCACUGUUUUUUUCCUAACAGAGUGCACUUUCACUAACAAAGAGCCACAGCUAUAACAGCGGCCUCCCGCCAACAGGAACCCACCAUGGCGUUGCGCCCACGAGCUUCCUCUCAGCCUGGAAAACUUUCCUUCUUCCAGAGUCCCAAGGUAGCUUCAGCCCUUCGGCCACGGGCUGCUUCCUCGCGCUCAGGCUCCAUGCUGGAAGAGGAGCUGUCCUGUCCUGUUUGCUGUGAGAUCUUCAAGGAACCUGUGGUGCUCAAGUGCAGCCACAGCUUCUGCAGGGCGUGCCUGCAGCAGUUCUGGAACAAGAAGAAGGCCAGGCGCGAGUGUCCCGUCUGCAGGAGGAAAUGCUCCCUGACGGAGCCCACGGUCAGCCUGGCGCUGAAGAACGUGGCCGACACCUUCCUGAGGGAGCAGGAACGCAAGACGGCCACAGCUGGGACGGGGGCAUGGGCCGGCGGGACAGGGGAGGAAGUAGGGAUGGUGGAGGUGAAGUGCAUCAUACACGGGGAAAUUCUCAAGCUCUUCUGCCUAGAUGACUUCGAGGUCUUGUGCUGUGUGUGUCACACCUCCAAGAAGCACCAGGGACAUCGAGUGUGUCCCUUGGAAGAGGGAGCUCAGGACCUCAAGGCAGAGCUGAAGAAAGAGCUGAUUCCUCUGAAGAAAAACCUGCGUCACCUCUAUGAGGCCAAGCAGGAGUGUGAUGACACAACUGUCCACAUCAAGAAUCAGACUCAGGCCACAGAGAAGCAGAUCAAAGAGGAGUUUGAGCAGCUCCAUGAGUUUCUGCAGAAGGAGGAGGCAGCACGACUCGCUGCCCUGCAGCAGGAGGACGAGGAGAGGAAACAGCUGGUGAAGAAGAAGGCCGAGGGCCUCACAAGAGAUAUACUCACUUUCUCUCAUGCUAUCAUCGCCGUCGAGAACGAGAUCGCUUCCAGCGAUGCUCUCUUUCUCCAGAAUUAUACUGCCACAAAGAAAAGAGCACAGAUCCCACAGAAGGAUCCAGAAAAAGUGUCAGGUGCUCUGAUAAAUGUGGCCAAGCAUAUCAGCUCCCUCAGAUACCACGUGUGGGAGAAGAUGGCGGAGCUGGUUCAGUACACGCCUAUCACCCUGGACCCCAACACUGCCUACUCCUGGCUGUCCCUCUCCCCAGACCUGACCAGUGUGGCCAACGGUGGAUCCCUGCAGCAGCUCCCAGAUAACCCGGAACGUUUUGGCCACUUUGUGUUCGUGCUGGGCUCAGAGGGCUUCACUUCGGGCCGCCACGCCUGGGAGGUGGAGGUGGGCGACAAAGUGGACUGGAUGCUUGGGGUGGUCAAGGAGUCCAUCGACAGGAAAGGCCGCAUCUCGGGCUGUCCCGAGGGCGGCUUUUGGAUGAUCUCGCACUACGAGGGCGAGUACUCGGCCAUGACGAGGCCCAGCACUCCUCUCCACCUGGAGGGGAAGCUGACCCGAGUCAGGGUGCAGCUGGACUUCGACUCCGGAGAGGUGACCUUCUCCAACCCUGUCAGCAUGACGCCCAUCUACACCUUCGUCGACUUCUUCACUGAGAAGAUGUACCCCUUCUUCUGCCCCGGAGCCAACAUCAAUGGAAAUAACCCCAGCCCCCUUAAGAUCUGCCCUGCCAAAGUUGCUGUGUGGAACAGUGCGACGUGGUGAUUUGAGAUCACCUCACACAGAACAUUAGUGUACUGAAAAGCAAAUUACCCAAGUGAAAAUCAGAUCAUUUGAGCAGAUGAUGUCUGUACAUGUUUGUGUGUAAAAUUACACAAGGAGAGUGAUUAGAACAAUAAUGGGUUUAUUUCACUGUGGUUCAUUUAGUGACUGAGUGGCAGUUAAUGAAGCACAAAGCAGCUGUUUGAAGCUACCAGGGGAUGGACUUGCCCUUAUAAUCCAGGAAGGCUCCAUUCUGCUUCUCAGUCAGGGAGGCCAUCACGCUAAGCAUCCCCUGCACACUCUCCGGAGCAUCAAUCUCCCCCUGGUGGUCACAAACACACAGCACAGUUACUAUGAGGACUCACACGGGAGCUGAAUUCAUCUCACUGACGUCUGUUUUCUGAGUGCAGACCAGUUAUAACUUUACAUCUACAGUUAGAUUCAAAAUCCAAAUGAUAAAUAUGGUUCAAAUCUGAUUGUUUUCUUGUUUUCAGUGUAAACAGAAAAAAACCAAAUCACACUCAAUUGCACAUUUUCAGUUCUGACUUUGGCCUGAUUUGUGGCAAUACAACACCAGUCUUAACCGUCAGAAAUGAUGCAGUGUUGUAGUCACUGUGUUGGCAGCUGCAGUCACAGUGGUUCAUUUGAGGGAUGGUGAAAUAUAAGACUGCAAAAUUAUUUAAAAUGCCAUCUCAAUAAAAAAGAAAAGAGAGGUGUCAGUGCAGGCUCGCAGGAAUAUUGUGAGCAUGAUGGAACUGCAAAGUUUGAAGACUUCAAACUAAAUUUAAACUAAAUGUCGUAGAUCCCUUUUAUGAGACACUGGUGCUGUGUGAUGACACCAGCAGGUUUUCCCAGUUUAUUUCACAAAGCAGAAUAAGAAAAUCAGCACAAUACAUUUGGCUAAAUACGUAGUUCUGCUAAAUCUUUGUAAAUUGAAAUUCUGGCAGACACUGUACAUUGAUUAUUGUAGGUACAUAUCAAUACAUUUACCUGUCUCACUUGAUAAUCUUGCUUUGUCUAACCUCUUUGGUACUGUUACAAAAAUCUGGAUAAUCUGUUCAGACUGAUAUGAGAUAUUGAAUGCAUUAGGAGAGUAAACUCUAAUCAAAAAAUCUUUUCUUUGGAAAAAUUCUUAAUUGAAUACCAAAAUCCUUUAAUGUGAAUGAGGCCCACAAGAUCUGUCACCAUGAGAACUGUACGGUUUUGUGAUUUUUAUUUGUGUUUUGUGUUGAUUCAAGAAUAACUACUGCAGCUGUUCCUUUGCUAUUUUCAGAACUCACACAGUGAUUGCAUAAACAUUCAACCAUUGUGUGUGAAAUUUGAAAUCAUACAACAUGAUGUUAAUAUUGUGCUUCUCAGUUAAUAAACUAAACAUUCAGAGUCAA
Toxotes jaculatrix (banded archerfish) is the source of this 3058-nucleotide messenger RNA. RefSeq names its product tripartite motif containing 35-12 (gene trim35-12). Gene Ontology annotation, biological process: protein ubiquitination. The coding region runs from base 102 to 1676 and encodes 524 amino acids. Lineage: Eukaryota; Metazoa; Chordata; Actinopteri; Toxotidae. The record is from RefSeq and is a predicted model, not a curated record. The transcript is spliced from 6 exons. Gene Ontology annotation, molecular function: ubiquitin-protein transferase activity; zinc ion binding; protein binding.